UCUCCAGCCUGCGCGCAGUUCCUCUCUGCUGCUCUUUUUCUUUUCCAUUUAUUUUCCUCCUCACUCAGUGGCUCUGUUGCCUCCCCGGUUGGUUACUACUCUGUGUUUUUGCAUGGGGGAUCUGGACGCCAAGAUGAUGCGCUUUUUUGAGGGGCAGACGCUCAAAGUUGUCUCUUCGCCCGGUGCGGGUUUGUUUUAAGUGGAUACAUGUUGUACGGGUUGGAAUGAACAAUGGUGCGGCUCCUUGGUGCACUGGCCGGGGGCAUGCUCUGGUUUCGGCUGCUGUUGCUGUGCGUCGUGGAGCUGGGAGCCGGGCUUUCUACUUUCCAGGGUUUCUAUCUUCCACCUGCGAGCGGGUCGCUCCUCACACCUGCCCGGAGGACGGACGGGGUGGUGCGGACCAUUGACCGGAUUUACCACGGAGGUGGAAAGGUCGGCUACCUGGUGUACCUAAAUGGGAGCCGGUUUCAGCUGGACAUGGAGCGGGAUGAGUCGGUGAUGUCGCAUCACUUCAGCCCCCAGUAUAUGCUCGCAGUGAUGGGGCAGAGCCCCGCGCCUUUGCAGCGGGAGUGCGCGUACCGCGGGACAGUGAACUCCAACCCGGAGUCUCUGGCUGUCUUCAACCUCUGCGGAGGGGGUCUCGAGGGCUUCUUCGCGGUGGACCACGCGCGCUACAUAAUCACGCCUAUCAUCAGGGCGAAGGGACACGAGCACGACGCGCGCGCCCUGCAGGACAAGGAUGCCGACAGCGCGCUCCACGUGUUCACGCGCGAAAGUUUCAGCUUCGAGGCCAUGAGCGAGGGCCGAGAGAGCUGCGGGACGCGCGACGGGCGCAGAGGACGCAGGCACGCGGCCGGGAGACGCCGGCGCAGGGGUCGCGGGAAGGGGGUGGGAGACGGCGAGGAGGACGGCGCGGAUGAUCACGGCGCGCAAGGGCGGAGGCGGUGGAGCCGGCUCGCCGAGGCGCCCGCUCCAGAGCCUGGCGCGCGGCGCAAGAGGUCAGUCUCGCGCGCCAGGCACGUGGAGCUGCUCCUGGUGGCGGACGACACCAUGACCAAGAAAUACGGCAAGGACCUGAACCACUACUUGCUCACACUGGCCUCCAUCGCGUCCCGGCUGUACGGGCACGCCAGCAUCGAGAACCCCAUCCGGCUGUCGGUGGUGAAAGUGACCACGGUCAGCGAGAAGGAGAAGGGGCUGGAGGUGUCCAAGAACGCGGCGGCGACGCUGAAGAGCUUCUGCAAGUGGCAGAACCAGCAGAACCCGCUGGACGACGACCACCUGCACCACCACGACGCCGCCAUCCUCUUCACCAGGCAGGACCUCUGUGGCCACCACUCGUGCGACACCCUGGGCAUGGCGGACGUCGGCACCAUCUGCUCUCCGGAGAGGAGCUGCGCCGUCAUCGAGGACGACGGGCUUCACGCCGCCUUCACCGUCGCUCACGAGAUAGGUCACCUGCUCGGCUUGUCCCACGACGACUCCAAGUUCUGCGAGGAGCGGUUCGGCGUGAACAGCGACAAGCGGCUCAUGUCCUCCAUACUCACCUCCAUCGAUGCCUCCAAACCCUGGAGCCGCUGCACCUCCGCGACCAUCACCGACUUCUUCGAUGACGGCAAUGCUGAGUGUCUCCUCGACAUGCCUCGCCAGCCCCUCCUAGGCCCAGAGGAGCUCCCGGGCCAGAGCUACGACGCCGUCCGCCAGUGUCGACUCGCCUUCGGCCCCGAGUACACGGUCUGCCCGGGCAUGGACGUGUGCUCGAGGCUGUGGUGCGCCGUGAUUCGCCAGGGACAGAUGGUGUGCCUGACCAAGAAGCUGCCGGCCGUGGAGGGAACGCCCUGCGGGAAGGGACGCAUCUGCCUCCAGGGAAAGUGCGUGGACAAGACCCGCAAGAAGCUCUACUCGGCGUCCAACCACGGCAGCUGGAGCUCGUGGGGUUCUUGGGGCGCGUGCUCCAGGACCUGCGGAGGUGGGGUGCAGUUUGCCCAGCGUCUGUGCAACAACCCGCCACCACGGAACAACGGGCGCUACUGCACCGGGAAGAGAGCCAUCUAUCGGUCCUGCAACGUCACACCGUGCCCAGCGUCGAAUAAGACUUUCCGCCAGGAGCAGUGUGAGGUACGCAACGGCCCCCAGACAGACCCUAAAGGGGUGAAGACCUUCGUCGAGUGGGUGCCUAAGUACGCAGGAGUUCUCCCUAAAGAUGUGUGCAAGCUAACUUGCAGAGCCAAAGGAACUGGGUACUACGUGGUGUUCUCCCAAAGGGUGGUGGACGGGACGGAGUGUCGUCCCUACAGCAGCUCGGUGUGCGUGAAGGGGAAAUGUCUGCGGACGGGCUGCGACGGCAUCAUCGGUUCCAAGCUCCAGUUCGACAAGUGCGGCAUAUGCGGAGGCGACAGCACGGGAUGCGUACGCGUGGUGGGGAACUUCACGAAAAAGAGUAAGGGCUACACUGACGUAGUGAAGAUCCCCUCAGGCUCUACUCACAUCAAGGUUCGUCAGCACAAGGCCAAGGACCAGACCCGCUACACUGCCUACCUGGCCCUCCGACGGCCCAACGGCGAGUACCUCCUGAAUGGCAAGUUCAUGAUCUCCACCUCUGAGACAAUCAUCCCGCUCAACGGUUCGGUGCUCAACUACAGUGGCUGGAGCCAGAGGGACGAGUGGCUCCACAGCAUGGGCCCCGGAGCACUCCACGAAGCCUUGGUGAUCCAGAUUCUAGCUACAGAUGCUAAAAAACCCCUGGACGUUCGUUACAGCUUCUUCAUGCCUCGUGUGACAGCUCAGCAGCAGCAGCCAUCGGUACAAGUCAUCUCAAAUUCAAAGCUGACCCCUUUGCAGAGCACGACAACAGUGUCAACCACAACGAGAACCACCACCACCACUACCACCACCACUACCAGUAGCACUACUACGUCUUCCUCCACUCCCCAUGUUCUGGUCCCAGGGUCGCCUACAGCUCCAGGUCCCUCUACCCCAACCCCAGGUCCUCAGUGGGUAACGGGGCCUUGGAUGAUCUGCUCCAGGACUUGUGACACUGGCUGGCAGAGCCGGACAGUGCAGUGUAAAGACCAGGAUGGGAAACUGUCUAAAGGGUGUACGCUGAGCGCUCGCCCCUCUGCCUUCAAACACUGUCUGGUGAAGAAAUGUUGAGGCAGCAGGAGAUGACGUGAUCAGUUGGUAGACAGGAGUUGUUGUCAUCUGUACAUCUGAUAACGGUCUCAAGUGCUGGAUGUAGAACUAUGAACUGAUGACCAAUGGAAAUGAAGACGCAGAACCUUAACACGGACUACGAAUGUUUGUGAAUAGCGCUAGGACCUGACACAAAGGGACUCAGAGACAGAUUGGCAUGGACGUACCUGACUAUAUGCCAGAGGAAUGACUUGGGAUCAUAGUAGCUAUGCAGAACACAAGUAGAACGGAGUGCAGUUUCGAUAUUAAUGUGGCGACUAUCGCCCUGACAAAGCUAAGGACUUAAGUUGCAUGUCAUUUCUAUGUGGACGAUAAGUGAUUGUCCUUUCAGUCUCCAAACCUCGGAGGCCUAGUGUGUGUUGCCCUGUAAUGGCAUGCAUUUUGUGUCUUUUUGUGCUUCCAUGUGUUCUAAUCACUGUGGGGAUUUGAAAGUUUUCCUCUUUUGUCAUGAGUAUGUCCGAGACAAGAGCCCCAACCAUGGGAAGCACUCGUUGUUGAUGUUGUCAUUGUUUCUGCCCGUGUAGUAGCCCUGUACCACAGCCAUCAUACCAAAAUUCAAAAUCCCGGAUGAUCUCUUGUACCCCUAAUAAUUCUAUCACCAAGUGGCUCAUAAAAUUUGUUGGAAACACUGAGUCACUGGAUCAUCCAAAGCAAUUUUAGCAGCAAUGGCUACGUAACAAAUAGCUACUCUGACCAAGAAAGUCUCCUUUAAAUUCCAUUCCAUAAAUGGUGGCUGCCGAUCAGUAUUGCUUCCCGAAGACAUAUGGUCGAGAUGUCCAGGUUACCAGGAAGCUACAUAUGUAAUGACUCUGGAUCAGGGCGAUAAGAGUUUUGUGUCUUUGUGCUCUUCCUCCUCUCCGAGACAGCUCGGGAAGACACUUUACCGCAAAGACACAAAUAUCGAUUCUACUGAAUUUGAUAAUCAGUGUAGAAAAAGCUGCACCGAAUCAUUGGAAACCGACAAAGGUUAACCGUGACGCUCCUUAACAGUUUUUGAGGUUAACAAUGACUCACAGGUUUGGGGCAAUGCUUGAUUUUUAUGCCUGUGUAGUGUGUACGCGUGUCUUUGUAUGCAUGGGAUUUUUGUUGUCUCAGUGCCACUUGUAUCAAUCAUUAUGCUGGUGCUGGGUAAACAGUUUUUUGUGUGUGUGUGUGUUUGUGUUUGUUAAUAUCUGUUUGUUUCUCUGUUUAGGAAGCAAUGCUAAUAUGACAAUGUGUGCCCUGGAUACUCGCAACGACAGCAAGAGAAAUACUAAUUCAGUCAUUGUCCCUUUGCAAUUCAUCCCUUUCCUUUCCUUGUCGUCACUUGUCCCCUUCCUCGUUCUACGUUCCAAAUGCUCUUCGUACACUGAUGCGUGAGGUGAGCCAUAACACAAAAAUUCUCACGAGAUGGUUAAUUAGGACAAGAAUCAUUGUUACGCCUGGUGGUGGAUUUUUAAAGUACUCCCCCAAAAAUGUGUUUAUUUUUUUAAUAACCUUAGGUGGAAUUGCAAAUUCUGAAACAAGAAGUGCUUUUGGACAAUCUACAGAACAGCAGAAGAUUGCUGAUUAUUAUUUGCUUCCCAGCAAAAAAUUGCUGCCUUUUCUUGUUUGGCCAUUAAAUAUUAUCCUAAAUGUGUAUUGAUGCUAGGAUACAGAUUGAUAACUUUAGCAUAAAGCUAGCUUUCCUAGCAUCACCUCUACAGUCCACUGAUUAAAACACUAUUACUUUUUCUACAAAAAUCAGAGUUGUGAAAUGUACCAUUUCCUGUCUUAAUGCUAAGCUAAGCUAACAAGCUGCUACCUCCGGGCAUAUACGAGUGAGGUAUCAAUCUUCCCUACUCAUGCUGCACAAGAAGUCAAAUCAGUUCAUUUCUCUGAACGUUGAACUAUUUCCUUAAGCAAAAUAAAAAUUACUUUUUUUUAGAAAUUAUUAUUUUUUAAAUCCAUCUAUACAGAUGUAUUUUCAUUCCCAUGGUGUCAAACACUGCCAUUUCUUCAAAGCUGCCAGCAUUUCAGAGAGUCAUGCUUUUGUAUCAGUGCGGUGACAUACCCAGGUUUGCAGUGGAUUCCAGUGUUAGUCCUGCUGUUAGUGAGAAAAUGCUCCAAAUGAUUCAUAUGAAAAUGUGGGACCAUUAUUUUAUAUUUCAAGUUUUGUCUUAAGUUUUGUUGUUCACUCACUGUUACAUUUAGUAACCAAACAGAUUAUGAUUUGGGGAGUUGAAAAAGACCAAAUGUCUGGAGAGGAGCAACACUGGAAAGAAAAUCAUGAUCUCAUGGCCUCUAAUAUGGAAUAAUUUUCAAACUCGGAGCUGAAGGGCACCUCGUGUGCAACUGCUUUGACGAGAUAGCAGUGUGUUACAUCCUGGCAUCGUCUUUAACUUGAUAAUUUAAUCAAGGAUAUUGAUUAUGUGCAUCUGCCUUGAGACAAGGCUUCUUUUUCUGAAUGAAUUUCACCGAAGACAUUACCUCAGGUCAGGAAGUAAACUUAAUUGCACGCGUAACGGAUUUAAAAAAAUACCUUCCUGUAAUUGUGUUCAAAUCUGUUGCACCCUCGUUUUCCUGUGCGGCAAACCUCACCCAUCUCGUGUGAGAAACCCUUUCAGAUACUCCAUGACGUUGUACCACUCUCAUAACUCUCCCCCCUCCCCACUCCUCCCCGCCUUCCCCCGCACACAUUCAGACUUAUUUACACAAUGUAGACAUGUUUGUAAAAAUGAAUAGACCUUCCAUAUAUGUGUUAGUAUUCAACCAUAUUUAUUCAGAAGUGUAGACAUUGAAAACAAUCCAUCAUUUACAUAGUUAUUGCCUAUUUCAGACAGUCCACAGACACACACACUCAACCUACUCCGACUCUUCCAGCGGGUGGAAAAAACCUGCGUCUCGCUGAACGACAGAAACACAGCACUGAACUUGUAAUUUAUUGUUUGUACAACUGGUAUGUGUGAAUAAAGUAAAAACAAUGAGAGGAGUUUUAUUUAUUAUAGUAAUUUUGUACCAAAUUACUAUUUAACUUAGGAAUAUGACUGUGCAGAAGCAUUCCUUUGUAAGAAUAUAGUGUUUUCUUUUCUAGUCAUCCACAUGAAUAUAUGUAUAUAAAAUCUAUAUAUUUAAA
Molecule: messenger RNA, 6286 nt
Organism: Mugil cephalus (flathead mullet)
Lineage: Eukaryota; Metazoa; Chordata; Actinopteri; Mugiliformes; Mugilidae
Gene: adamts5
Product: A disintegrin and metalloproteinase with thrombospondin motifs 5
Exons: 8
Coding region: 232-3153 (973 amino acids)
Biological process (GO): extracellular matrix organization; proteolysis
Molecular function (GO): metalloendopeptidase activity; zinc ion binding
Source: RefSeq, a predicted model, not a curated record